UUCGAUAAAUCGAAGCGGAUCGAAACGAGUCUACCGAUUUCGAUUGUUUAUUUUUCUAAUUUCAUGAUCCAACACACAUUUCCAGAUGGAGAUCACCGCCGAAAUUUUGGAAAAGAAGCUUCGUGAUGAAUUUCAGGCGUCUCAUGUGGAAGUAAUAGAUGAAACUACUGGAGGUUGUGGCCAGAAGUUCUCCACAGUCAUUGUCUCAGAGAAAUUUGAAGGAAAGCCUCUGCUACAGAGACACAGGUUAGUGAAUUCAUGUUUAGCAGAGGAACUGAAGACCAUCCAUGCCUUCUCCAUGAAGACACUCACACAAGCGGACUGGACCAAGAGACAACAGCAGCAAGCCAGCUGAGGAUAUCCCUCGAGGACUGAGUGCUCUCAUGUGCACAUGUGAUUCCGUCCUGGAUUCUUCUGAACGCUAUAGAUACUGGUGAAAAUAAAUCCUGGAAGCAUUUAGUGAUUUAGCUCUGGAAAGUUCAAAAAGAACCUUGGAGAACAAAGAAAUGAGCUCUAGUAAAUAAUAAAACAACAACAAAUAUAUGAUCCAUGCGUGUGACAUAUGUGAUAUAUGUCACCCCCUAAAUACAAUGUAUUUUGCUAUUAACCAUUUAAUUAUUUUUGUGAUACUGGAAAGAAUCAUGAGUCAUAGCUCAUAUCUAGCGAUUUUGAGUUUGGGAUGAAAUAAUUGGAUACAAUUAAUGUUUUACGGGGACACAUUGCACCAAAUUGCCCAAAUACAUAAAUAGGGUCAAUUGUCAGUGCAACUUACUAAAUUACCGAGAGUUCUUGGAGACAUUUUUUUUUUACACUGCUGGAUACAAGCCCUGAAAGGGGGCUGAAGUUGGGCUCCCUUUAAGAAUAUAGAAACGCUGCUCUCCAAGUAGUCUCUUUAAUUUGCCUUUUCGACAGGAUUGUGGAGGAGGGAGAGGGCAAAAAUAAUUAUUGAAAUAAUAUUCUGGAUGAGAUACAGAAAUUUUGUAAUACAUAGGUGCUGAGGGUGAGUUUGGCUAUAAGGCUCUUAAUGGAUACGCCCCUUGUAUGCCUCCAAAUCUUCCCUGAAUUUCCUGGGAAAUAUUUUCAUUGACAUUUGAAAAGUGCCACGGAGGAAAAUAUAAAUCAUAGUUAAUGGUUGCUGGAUAUGAAGUUAAUCUUAUACUCAUUGGGGAGGGACCAGUCUCUUGUAUGUAUCUGAGGAUAAACCCCAAGGUUCCUCCUUCCAUGGUGAGCUAGAAUUGUCCCCGUUGGUAUCACUUCAUAUUGACUUGGUGUGAGCAUGAUAUUUGGUCAUUUCCGGGGGUUGUUUGAGAACAUUGAGAAAUGGAUUUGAAGAAAAAAAGUUUUUUAUUUUAUUUUGGAUUUGAAAAAAAUUGUAUUUUUUUUUAAAAGAGCAAGAUAUUUCACAAAAAAAGAUCAUAUUUUCUCUAUGUAUUCAAACAAGUUUAUUUGUAUCCUGCACAACAUUUUUGUGAAAAUAAGGUACUCUACCUGGUAUGCCCCAAAUAGGGUUCUAUUUAAAGCCUAUUUUCUACCCGUUUCCGUCAAAUAGGGGUCAUAUAUAGUGGAAAAUGUUUUUGUUUGACUGUAUGCGUAAUAGGGGUCCAAUAUCCUCGAAUAUGCAGUAAAACCACUGAGGAAUCGUCAGGGCAUUAUUUACAUUGUGUACAAGGAAAUACUCACUUUCUUCAUGUCUUUGUCUGGAAGCAUCUUGAGUAUAGGUUCCUUGAAUGCACAUGAUAUCUUUUCUAGUCUUUUUACAUUUCCUGAAAAACUAUGUGAUGUAUAUAAAAUAUGAAACCAUAUGACUAUUGACUUGUGUUUGCCUGACCGGUAUACACAUGAACUUUAACAUAUUUGUUGAAUAAUCUAGGGCAUUUCCUGAAGGGACAAAGUCUUCAGAAAUAUUUUUGGAAUUUAAUCCACAAUCAUUAAAAAAACACCUACCGGUAUACAUACAUGUAUUUGUUUGGAAAAAACAUCUCAAGUUCAUGUACUGGGAGUUUAAAUAGUAUAUUUUCCAGUCUUUUCCAUUUCCUGAAUAACUGUGUGGUCUGUACUCAAUAUGGAACCAUAACAUUAUGUAGAGUACAGCUGAUUUGUGAAAGGGCAAUUCCACAUGGGAUAUCUUUGUAGAAUCUAACCCAUGAUCAAGGUUCCCUUCUUUUCCCACUUCCCAACAAAUAAUGCAUUCAUUUUGUGAGCAGAACAUUAUUUUACCUUAACUGUAUUGGUUGAAGCUGUGGAAAUUUGUUAGGAUGUUUGUUUGCAAGUUGAAACACAAAAUAAGUCAAAUUCUUAUUUUCUUUUGGAUUUCUGUGGGCAAAAAAAUAUGUGUUUCACAUUGCCUUACGAUAGUAAGUGUAUCCCCGAGACUGAUUAUGCAAAUCAUUAGAAUAUAAACACUAAUCUGUACUAAACAAAACAGUGUAGCAAAAAUUGAAAUGGAUUGAAAAUAUGAAAUGAGCUCUUUAGGAUUUGCAAAGCAAAAUUUUCAUUUUUUAUCGAAAUGCAAAAUGAGUACUAUAUUCACACAAAUAUGUGGGGAAGUAUUGUAAUGACAGCAUUUUUGCUUUCAAUGUCAAUAUUGACACAUCUCGAAAAGGAGUCUGAGAACAUUAUUUUAACGGUGUGAACUUGUGAAGUACCUGUGUAUUAAGAAAGCUGAGGUACCCGCUGUUCUUCUUCUUGAGCAUGUGUUGCGUGAAUAUACAUUUUUGUUACACCUGUUGUGCAAUUCAUUCAUUAUUAAUGUACCUUACAAACAUCACAAUGUACUAAUCACCUAAAAGUAAAUUUUGUAUGCAGCUAGAAUUGACUUACUAUAACAAAAAUAAAAUAGACAUUAUAUGGGUUAAGAGGUAUGAAGAAAAGAAAGGAUAACAUAAAAAUCUGACAUAUAUGGAACCCAUGUUGAGUUCCGUGCACACCCUAUUCUAUUGCAAGCAUGUACAGGUGUGUCAACUAGUCUAAUCACCUUUCGUCUUGGUGUUCAUUGAGAGUCCAUUUGAACUUGCAAUAUUUCUUGUAGAUUCUAUAUUUGAAGCUCGUACUGUAUUUUAAUUAUAAUCAUGACGUGAAAACCCUAACAUACAGAACAAAGUAGACUAGCACAAAGUAUUUUCUGGUGAUUGAUUCACUUGAACAUCAAGAUGUAUGGUAUGUACAAGGUUGGGUGUAUAUUGGUAGGUUUUCGAAAAUCUUUGACUGGAAACCAAUAUGUAGGAAAUGAGCAACUCGGUAUUAUUAAUUCAUGAUUACUACACUAAACCAUCUUUGUAUUCCAUUAAUUGGCAACAAAUCACUGUUUUUGCAGGCCAUCCCCAAUUUCAAUGUAGAAUUUUGUAUUUUCUUCUGCUUCAUGUUGUAAUAUCAUGUGUAGAGUAAUUGGAUCAAGAGCCCUAUAAAAUAAUUUUGGAAAAAAAGCACUAUCAAUUUUGUGCUUGCAAUUAAACAGUGCAUUCGUGUAAUGUGUGUUUAAGAGAAUUUCAUAUUGAAAUUUGUAGUGAAUGAAAUGUUAUCAAACAUUUGCGUAGAUCUAGAUUAGUUGAGUAACAAACCAUAUCAAUGAUACUUUGUAAUAUAGUGGUGUUAAUUUACAUUCAGUAUUUUGUUUCCAGAAAUAUGUAGACAGUGUUCAUAAAAAUGCAUUUUACUGCACACAAAAUAGGCUGCAUCAUGAAUUGCAUGCGGAAAAUUGUAGAGCAGGUCUGAUUUGAAUUACUUGAAUAUUUUUAUUUUUUUGAUCAGAUAACUUUUGGCAAGUAAUGAGGCUCUAGAAAUAUUUUUUGAUGUUUGAUUAGACAUUGAAGGGAAUAAGUUCAAUUCAAUUUCAAUUUAUUUAUUCAACCAUAAAAAAUACACAUACAAUAAUAAUUCAUGAAAAUAUAAAAACAUGGGGUUAGGAGCCCCUGAAGAAGUUUGAAAACAAAUUUGUGAUUGGGGCACCAACCAUGACACAUAUCGAGAAAAUUAACAAGUUGAAAAGAUAAGCAGAAUAAUCAAAUUGCUUGACAUGCAGUAGCAUUCACUAUUAGGGAGUUUGGUAGCACCAUGUGGUAGCCUUACUGAAAAGAAUAUUGAUGUAUGCUAUUGUCGAAAGGGAGGGAAAGGAAAUAGAUGAUAAUGGAUUUUAAACAAAUGAUUAAAAACUAACACAAGCCUA
Molecule: messenger RNA, 4162 nt
Organism: Strongylocentrotus purpuratus (purple sea urchin)
Lineage: Eukaryota; Metazoa; Echinodermata; Echinoidea; Camarodonta; Strongylocentrotidae
Product: bolA-like protein 2
Exons: 3
Coding region: 86-355 (89 amino acids)
Biological process (GO): intracellular iron ion homeostasis
Cellular component (GO): cytosol; nucleus
Molecular function (GO): 2 iron, 2 sulfur cluster binding
Source: RefSeq, a predicted model, not a curated record